AUGGGUGACAGUGACGAUGAUUUUGAUAAUCGACGUAAUCGCGACAAAUUUCGUCGUGAACGAGAGGAUUAUGGACGUAAUGAUCGAAAUAGAAAUGAUUGGAACGAAAGAGAUCGAUCGAAUCCUAUUCGUCGACGAGAACCAAACCAGUAUCCUACUGGUGCUCGAGAAUAUCCGAGGUAUAGUCGUAGUCCUGGACGAUACGACAUGAGUCCACCUCCACAAAAUAAACGUAUUCGUCGUGACUGGGAUGGUCCAGAUGUUCCACAUUACGAAGGAGUUCCACCUUAUUUUGGCAAUCCAUUUCAUCAUGAAUAUCCGUCAAUGCACCAUAGCGGCUCAGGUGGACAUUUAAAUAGAGAUUCGGUCGAUUAUCCAACACAGCCACCAAUGUUGAGUUUCAAAAACUUUCUUCAUGAUCAGGACGAAAAUAUUGAUCAAGAUGAAGCGGUAAAACGAUACAAUGAUUACAAAAUUGAUUUUAAAAAACAACAGAUCAAUGAUUUUUUCCAAGCACAUAAGGACGAAGAAUGGUUCAAACAUAAAUAUCAUCCAGAUGAAUAUUCAAAACGUCGAGAAGAACAACGUCAAGCAAUUAAAAAACGUUUGGAUGUUUUUAUGGAAUUAUAUAGUAAAGGUUGGCUUGAUGAUGCCAGUGUUGAUGUUGAAAAUCAGCAUAAUUUAACACGUUUUCUUGAUGCUGUGGUUAUUAAAAUGGAAGGUGGAACGGAUCAUGAUUUAAAAUCAUUGGAUGUUAUUCAACCAUCAAGCACAACAAAUGUGGAUAACGAUGAUGAUAUUGAUGAAAUGGGAAUGGGAACAAAACCACCAGAUUCAGUUGGAAAUGAUAAAGUAAUUAAAAGUGAGGGUACAAUAUCUGCGACUGUAACACCGUUAUUACAACCAUCUGCUGGUCCCUCGAUCAAAGAAGAAGCACAUGCAUCGACACCAACGAAUGUCAAUGGUACAAAUAGUAAAGGUGACAAUGAAGACCAUGAGAUGAAAUCGCCGAAACAAGAAUCCAAAGUACCUAAACAAAAACGUACUCAGGCUGUUAAAAAAGAAUAUCGUUCAGAUGGCGAAGGUAGUGGAUCAGAAGACGGUGCUUAUUCGGAUGGUGAAAGUGAUGACGUGAAUGAAACAACAUCUCUUAAAAGUGAACAAACAAAAAAAAAUAAUCGACCAUCAGCAACAUCAUCAAAAGAUAGUAUUGAUCCAAAAGCAAGUUCUAGUCAAGAGAAUAAAGAAGAAGAGCCGGAAGCGGGUGAAGUACCGGAUGCACCAAGACCGUUACACAAAACAUUAUCAAUAUUUUUAAGAAAUUUAUCUUCAUCGACAACAAAAGAAGAUAUUGAAAAUUUAUGUAAACAAUAUACUGGUUUUCGUCGUGUUUGUUUAACAGAUCCGGCACCUGAUCGAAAAUUUUUACGUCGUGGUUGGGUUACAUUUGAUUCAAACGUACAAAUACGUAAUAUUUGCUAUGAAUUAAAUUUAAACAAAAUUCGUGAUGUUGACACAGGUGCUAUUGUUAAUCGUGAACUGAAAAAUCGUAUUCGAAUAAUAAAUGGCAUUGGUCAACAUAAGACAAUUGUACGAAAUGAUUUACGUUCAGCAACAAAAAUAAUUAAAAAUUUAGAUGAACGUUGGAAAAUCUGGGAAAAUAAUAGCGAUAAUACAAAUGAUAAAAUAAAAACAUCAGAUGACUCAGAGAUAUCAUCUUCAACGACCUCUACAACAACGAAGCCGAUUGGAUUUGUUAGUUAUAAUCCAUUAUUGAAAAAUAUUACCGAAUACCUUGUCGAAGAAGGAAACGCCGAAGAAGAAGAAUUACUUGGUGGUAGUGAUUCGCAUAUGCAUGGUAAUCCGAAUGAAUCAACAUUUGAAAUUGAUAAAGAAUUAACAAAGGUAUUAGAUCGUUUGAUACUUUAUCUUCGUGUCGUACAUUCUGUUGAUUAUUAUAAUGCCAUUGAAUAUCAACAAGAAGAUUCAAUGCCAAAUCGUUGUGGAAUUAUUCAUGCUCGUGGACCACAACUAUCCACUGUAUCAACACCAGAAUUAAAUAAUUUUAUGCAACAAUUUGAGUCGAAAUUAAAACCAUUUAUUGAUUAUAAAGAACGGAUAGAUGAUGAUUUAGCUAAAAAAUUAGGCUUGAAAAUUGGACAAGAUGAAGUUGAUAAAUUUAUUAAUGCUAAUUGUCAAGAAGUUGCCAAAGAUAAAUGGUUAUGUCCAAUAAGUGGUAAAAAAUUUAAAGGACCAGAAUUUGUUAAAAAACAUAUUUUUAAUAAAUAUCAAGAUAAAAUAGAAGAUGUUAGACGAGAGGUUAUUUUUUUCAAUAAUUAUCUCUUCGAUCCAAAACGACCACAAUUACCGGAACAUCCAUCAACUCGCCCGCCAAUGCCGCCUCAUCCGUCUGGUUUACCUUUACCAACGCCGUCUCUGGGAGCACCACCACUAUUGUCGCGUCCUCCAAUAUGGCCUCAAAUCACAACACCGGCACAUCCUGUUCCUCCUCAUCCACCUCCAAAUUAUCAUAAUUUUCCACGUUAUCAACCUCGACCAUUUAUUUAUGGCGGUGGUCCACCUGGCGGUCUCCCAAAUCGACGACCAAAUAUGCCUGUAAUACCCGCAGAUAUGAUUACUUCGGCUAGUACAAAUCGCCAACUAGUUGGUUAUGAGGAUUUAGAUGCACCAAAUGAAAUGCUUGUUUAA
Molecule: messenger RNA, 2709 nt
Organism: Didymodactylos carnosus
Lineage: Eukaryota; Metazoa; Rotifera; Eurotatoria; Philodinida; Philodinidae
Source: the annotation of a GenBank genome assembly